AUGAGUCGAAAAUGGCAGCCACCGUUAACUACAUUAGAACGAGGUUUGCAUGGGUUAAACUUAGAGAAUGUUUCUAUGGAUACAGUGGCAACAUCUGCUCGAUUCGUAUUUGACGGUGGGCCUUCUACAGAGCCAUUGGUUCCUCCGAUAUAUCACGCCUCGACAUACAAACUCAAGUCAGUGGAUGAUUACCUGAAAAUAUUGGACGAGGGUGGUUACAUAUAUUCCAGGCUGAACAAUUUUACAUGCGAUUCCGUUCAAGCAGCUAUCAAUGUAAUAGAAGGAGGAAAGGGUACUCUUGUGUUUAAUACAGGGAUGUCAGCAAUCAGCACAGCUUUGUUCUGCUUUCUGAAAUCAGGGGAUCACAUUAUAAUUUGUAAUCCAGUAUACAGCGGAAUAUACGACAUAGCAGUAAACAUGUUUCCGAAGUUCAACAUAGAAGUUUCCUUUGUCCAAGCAGGAAGUUCUGUAGAAGAAUACACGAAACAGAUCAAGCCAAAUACAAAGAUGUUGUACGGUGAAACCCCUUGUAAUCCAAAUAUGGCUAUCCUAGACCUGGAAGAAUUUGGAAAAUUGGGAAAAUCUAGAAAUAUAUUGACAAUGGUAGAUAACACAUUUGCUAGUCCCUAUCUUCAGCCUGUUAUUAAAUAUGGAAUUGAUAUAUCUAUGCACAGUUGCACGAAAUAUUUAGGCGGACACAGUGAUUUGAUAGCAGGUAGUUUGACAUUCAGUAGCGUGGAACUUUGGCAGACAACGAUCAGAUACCAAACAACAUUAGGAGCCAGUCUUUCUCCACAUGAUGCCAGUUUAUUGCUGAGGGGUAUUAAAACAUUACCAUUGAGAAUGGAACGUCAUAGUUCAAAUGCAAUGAAGGUAGCAAAGUACCUUGAGAAACAUCCAAAGAUAAAUUAUGUAUUGUAUCCUGGACUAGAGUCGCAUCCUCAUCAUCAGAUUGCUAAGAAACAGAUGAAAUCCUUUAGUGGCAUGAUGUCGGUAGAGGCCAAAGGGGGACUGGGAGGAGGAAGAAUAUUAGCUGAGAAUCUAAGGAUUGUACAGCUUGCAGUGUCUUUAGGUGGCGUAGAAAGUCUAAUACAACACCCGGCUACUAUGACUCAUGGACCAAUGUUAAUGUCAGAUGAAGACAGAAGAAGUGGAGGAAUAACAGAUGGAAUGGUUAGAAUAAGUAUUGGUAUCGAGGACCCAGACGACUUAAUUGCUGAUUUCAAACAAGCCCUGGAUAAAAUCCCUGAAAGUCUUUGUGCUGAGACUUAAAGGAGCGAAUAAGUGAAAUCACACAUCUGAUGAUUUGUAACAAAGUGUCUUAGAUAUUUUAUAUGAAUAUGUUUUUUUAAUAUAUAUGAACAUUUUUGUAACAUUGCUUAUACUUUAAUAAAUAUUCAUUGAUAACAA
Molecule: messenger RNA, 1410 nt
Organism: Mytilus californianus (California mussel)
Lineage: Eukaryota; Metazoa; Mollusca; Bivalvia; Mytilida; Mytilidae
Product: L-methionine gamma-lyase-like
Exons: 10
Coding region: 1-1272 (423 amino acids)
Biological process (GO): transsulfuration
Cellular component (GO): cytoplasm
Molecular function (GO): pyridoxal phosphate binding; carbon-sulfur lyase activity
Source: RefSeq, a predicted model, not a curated record